Danio rerio (zebrafish) is the source of this 1269-nucleotide messenger RNA. The record is from RefSeq and is a predicted model, not a curated record. Lineage: Eukaryota; Metazoa; Chordata; Actinopteri; Cypriniformes; Danionidae.
CAGAAGAAGAAAGGUCACAAAUGACGGCAAAGAUGGCAGCCUCCAUAGUGGAGCAUGGAGAAGAUGCUUUUAGAAAAUUGUUCAAGUUUUAUAGGAGGAGAAACCCUCCUCCAGACUUCAGUGAAGUUAUUAACUUUUCCAAACCAUGUAAUGACAAGGCGUGAGGAAUAUGAUAUGACAUGAAAAUGAGAAAAAAUGUUAACGUUUUUCCUUGUGAACUGAACUCCACUUCUCUAAGUGAGGAUGAUGUUUCUAAAGUUGGUCUUCAACCGAUUAAAGACUGGAGAGCUUUUGGUCUGCAUGGGUAUCCAGGUUUUAUAUUUAUAUCCAACCCAUUCCUACCGGGCUCUCAGCAGUUCUGGGUAAAACAGUGUCUGAAGAUCUAUCCACAGAAACCCAACGUGUGUAACCUAGAUAUGCAUAUGUCUUCUGUGGAUACUGAAAACAUCUGGGAAAGAAGCAUAGAUGCUAUUCAGAGAAAAGGCAAUAGGAAAAGAGAGCCAAAAACACUGUUGGAAAAACUGCGAUGGGUUACUCUUGGUUACCACUAUGACUGGAACUCUAAGACUUACUCCCCCGAACACUAUACUCCUUUCCCAAAGGAACUUCAAUCGCUUUCUCAUAAAGUAGCUGCAGCUUGUGGCUUUUCAGAAUUUGACGCUGAAGCUGGUAUUCUCAACUAUUACCGAUCCGAUUCAUCGCUUGGAAUCCAUGUUGAUGAAUCAGAGCUCGAUCAUACACGACCUUUGUUGUCUUACAGUUUUGGUCAGACUGCAGUUUUCCUGUUGGGUGGGACUAAAAGAGAAGACCGUCCCACUGCUUUAUUCAUGCACAGCGGUGACAUAAUGGUGAUGUCAGGACCCAGUCGGCUACAUUACCAUGCAGUACCCUGCAUCGUCCCAUCGCCUGCUGGAAACGUCCUGCCACCCGGCCUGUGCCAGAGACUAGAGACAGAGGUGCAGGAUGAGGACGUCAUUCAAAGUGUUUCUCAAGAAGAUUGGGACAUUUGCUCAUGGUACUUGCAGACGUCUCGGGUAAAUGUGACUGUUCGACAGGUACUUGCUUCUGGUCAGAGCUUUCCAGCUACACAGACAUCACAAAUGUCAGAAGAAGAACCUCAAAUGAUUAAGAAGAGGAAAAGCGAAUCUGGCUAUGAGCGCGACACCUAGCAUGUCUGUUUUGGACUGGAUACAUAUUUAAUUCAUGUAAAAUGCACCUGGUUUUAAGCUUUGUACAUAAGAUUGUGAAUAAAAGCAUUAUUCUAAUUUA